Molecule: messenger RNA, 7106 nt
Organism: Liolophura sinensis
Lineage: Eukaryota; Metazoa; Mollusca; Polyplacophora; Chitonida; Chitonidae
Product: nucleoprotein TPR-like
Exons: 64
Coding region: 1-6969 (2322 amino acids)
Biological process (GO): protein import into nucleus; mRNA export from nucleus; regulation of mitotic spindle assembly
Cellular component (GO): nuclear pore
Molecular function (GO): structural constituent of nuclear pore
Source: RefSeq, a predicted model, not a curated record
AUGGCGGGUAGCGGGCUGCUUUCAAACAUCAUUGAUCAGUCCGAGUUGUCUGCUUUAUCUGAGAGUGUCGUUGAAAAAAUUGAUAGUCAUUUAAAUGGUCAAAUAGCCCAAAUCGAGGAGUUGAAGACGAAUUAUGAAAAACUUCGAGUAAACUCUGAACAACAGUAUUUUGACAUUGAGAAACAGUUGGUUGAGAGCAACAGCAAGCUACAGUCUGAGGCAGAAAAAGCUAACAGGUUAACCACACAACUUGCUGAACUAGAGGAGAAAUAUGAAGCUGCCAGUAAGAAGUUACAGACCUUGGAGGACACAGAACAGGAGAAUUUGUCAACACAGCUGCGACUCACUCGUAGUAAUGAGAACCUGGAGGCCGAGAAAAGGGACCUGGCCGUGCUCCUGGAGAAGAAAACCAAAGAAAUAGACUGGCUCAAUGAAGAAUGGAAGAGCCUUGGAGAGAAGUUGUCAGCAGCAAACAGUGCAAAAUGUGAGGCAUUGGCCAAGCUGGAGGAGAUUCAGAGUCAGGAUGUCAUGGCCAAGUACAGAGAGAAACGUUCGGAGCAGGAGAAUGAGAUGUUGAAGCAGCAGGUUGAAUGGCUGAAGACAGAACUGGACAAGAAGAGUAACGACUUGAUGAACAUCAGGAAAGAUCAGUCAUCAAGUUUACUGGAGCUGCAAAGUCAACUGGAUGAGAAAACGCAUUCUGCCAACCUGCUUCAGGAUAUCGUGGACAGCCUGAGGAGUGAGAAGGAAAGUUUGGCCAGGAGAAUCAACGAGCUCAUUGAGAAGCAAAAGGAUGCUGCAGAGAGCUAUGCUCAAAGUGAAGAACAGUUCAAUUCACAAGAUGGUGAAACCAAAUCGUUGUUGUUGUUGUUUACUUCCUCCUGUAAAGAAUGUGGUGAAGCCUCUGAAGAGGCAGAAACCAAAUCUAAUGAGCUGUACAGAGCCACUGAGGAGCUGAGACGACUUGGUGUGGAGGCCUCCCAAGCAUAUGAAUCUCUGGAAAAGUCUAUUGAAUCUCUCAAAGAGAAACACAGAGAAGAGUUGGCUGAAAAAGACGUAAGGAUAAAUGCUUUAGUAGAAGAGCUGGAGAAUGCCAAUGCCUUGAUGAAAACAGCCAAACUAAAAGGGUUAGAACUGACAGAAGAAGGGAUCGAGGCCUUGUCCCCUGCUGCGGCAGCUGCCAGUAAGAUGCUCAAGUCUGGCAUGACACUCACACAGAUCUACAAUGAGUAUGUGAAGAAUUAUGAUGCCCUUCAGGAAGAGAGGGAAGAAAGUGAGCGCCUUCGUGAAUAUGUGGAGCAAAUCAUGGAGGAAAUAGAAGAGAAGGCCCCAUUACUGACGAAACAGAGGGAGAAUUACGAAGAGGCUUUGCAAACCAUCACGCGACUGACCCAGCAGCUGGAUCUCGCAAUGCAUGAAGUGGAGAGUAUGAGGACAGAAAGCGAGGACAACCAGAGGAAGGCCAGUCACUUCCAGAGAGAGGUUCAGAAAGUCAAGCAGCAAAAUGUGGAUCUCAGCCAACAGGUGCGUUUCCUGCUGAAGGAGGUGGAGGAGCUACGAGGAGGGCGAGUCGUACGCGAGGAUGAGACUUUCUCUGACGUGACCUGCUCCUCCCAGGCUGUCUCUCAGAGGCUUGUUAACUUCAGGAACAUUGAGGAGCUCCAGGAGCAGAACCAAAAGUUAUUGGUGGUGGUGAGAGAUCUCGGCCAGAAACUGGAGGAGAAAGAAGUGGAGGUCAAGGACUCAAGAAUCACAGAACUGCAGGAGCAGCUGGAUGGCUGUAUAUCUGAGCUGGAGGAACUGAGAAAUGCUCGUAACAGACAGAUGGAGAUGGCAGAGUCAAUCAUCCGCCAGAGAGACAUGUACAGAGUACUGCUGGGACAGACAGGUCAACUGCCAGCUAAGAUAGCUGCUGGCAUCACCUCCCCCGGUGCUGUCCCUGCCACAUCUAACAAUGGGUCCGGCCCGGGGAAAGUCUUGAGUCCUGAGGUAGACACUAGACAGAUGGAGGAAAUGAAAACAGCUCUUAUUGAGCUCAAGUCUGAGUACGACACCUACAGGAGAGAGAAGGCCGAAAAUGACAAGAUCUUGAAUGAGCAGUUGGAUAUACACAGGUCAGAGGCUUCCAGCCUAAGGGUACAGAAUGCCAAACUUGUCUCUCAGCUGGACUUUGCUACAGAAAGGUACAAGAUUCUGCAGAAUAAUGCCGAGAGCUUCAAGAAGGAGAUCACAUCACAGAGAGACAAGAACCAGAAAUACACCACUGCAGUGAUGAAACACGAGAUGACCAUAAACAGCCUGAAACAGGAUCUGAUGGGGGCUCAGGAAAUGGUUACAAGGUUACAGGUGCAGUGCCAGAACCUGCGACUGGAGAAGGACUUGCUGAAAAGUGCAGAGGCGCGGCUGCUACAGGAGAAGGAGAACCUGCUGAGAGAACAAGGAUCACAGAACAUCCUGCUCACAAGUCUACAGACAAUACAGAAUAACCUUGAACGCGCAGAAUACGAGACAAAGACAAAGCUUGGCCAGAAAGUAGAGAGUCUGGAAAAGGAGUGUGGAGGUUUGAGGAGGAAAAUGGACUUGGAAAGAGAUCAGCACACAGCUGCCAUCAAGCACUGGGAGAGUCAGGUACGUGAGCUGAGAAGUCAGCUGGAGAUGGAACUGACCAAACAUCAGGGCACACGGGAACAGCUGGCUAAAGUCACAAGUAACCUCGCCAGUCUGCAACAAGAGUUAUCCUUGAAGGAAGCCAGGUAUGCCGCUGCCCAAGCUAAGCUGCAACGACCCCUCGCUUCUGCAGGUGAGGAUGCAGGGGACACAACUCCUAACUUACAGGCAGAAGAACUGAAGGAUUUGAAGAUGCAGCUGAGACAGGCUGAUGUGGAGAUCAGAGCAUUAAGAAGCCAGGUACAGAAAGCUAACGAACAUGCUGCACAGUACAAAGAGAUAGCAGACAGUGUAGAGAAGGGGCUUAAGGAACAAAACGAGGUUAGCAAACAGUUCAAGGAUUCUUUGGAGAAUAAGCUGAAGGAAAUAGAGGAACAAAAAGCCAAGCUGGAUGAGCAGAUACUGAACUUUGAUAAGGAGAGGCAGGAUUUGAUGACAGAGAACAUCCGUGUUACCGAGGAGAGUCAUAAGCUGAAUGCUGAUCUGAGGAAGCAGUUGGCCAGUCUACAGCAUGAGCUGGAGGAGGCUGUGGAGAGACGGGAGCUGGCCAUCAAUGUGGAGCAGACCUGCCGGGCAGACUGUCAGGCCCAGGCCAAGAUCGCAGCAGAGGCUCAGGACAAGUAUGAGCGGGAGCUGAUGUUACAUGCGGCCGAUGUGGAGGCACUCAGCUCUGUCAAGAAACAGCUGGAAGGUUUUACAGCUCAAUUGGAGGCAGCAAAAGAAGAGGCCAGGGUAGCCAAGAAUAGACUGGAAGAGUCUCAGACCUCUUGGGCAGAACAGGAGAAACUGCUGAAGGAGGAGUGUAACCAGCUGGAGAAGAGGUGUGAGGAGUUGAACAAGCAGAACACUGUCCUCCAUGAGCAGAUGAGCAAGCUGAGUACUCAGGUAGUGGCCAUCCAGCAGUCCUCUCUCACAGAGCCAGGGGCUGGGGUCAUCUCUACAGCGGAGGGGGAGAAGUCAGCAGAACAACUGCUGGAAGUUAUCCGGUUUUUGAGACGUGAAAAAGAGAUAGCAGAAACCAAACUGGAAGUGAUUCAAUCUGAGGCCAACCGUCUUAAACAACAGCGAGAAACACUGGAGAGGCAACUAAGGGAGACAAACGCAGUAUUGACUGAGGAGAGAGAACGAUCACAGAUCAGCGUGCAGACAGCCCAGCAGCAUGCCGAUCUCAUGAGGAAGGUGGAGAACCAUAAUCUGCUGGUAGACAGUAACAAGCUCCUGCGGGAAGAGAAGGAGAAGUACCUACAGCAGUUACGGGAGUUAGAAGUCAAGACCAAGACAAUGGAGGACCAGAUAGCCCCCCUGCAGAAAGCGAAUCGGGAGCUCCAGGCCCAGUGUGAUGCCCUGGUGGCAGAGAAGUCCAUUUUACAGGGGGAGGUGGACAGGUGGAAGAACCGCACCAACCAUCUGAUAGAGCAGUGUAACAAGGCAGACCCAGAGGAACAGAAUAGACUGCUGCAGGAGAAAGAGAACCUGAAGAGACAGAUCACAAACCUUACAGAGGAGACUCAUAAACGCAGGGCAGAGAAUUCCCGGCUAUCAUCUCGCCUUCAGACUGUCCAGAAAGAGGCCACCACUGCUAAGGAAGAGAACCAGAAACUAAGUCAGGAGAUCAACAGACUGAGGGAGGAAGUGAAGGCCAAGGCCAGUGACAUUGAGGAAAAGAUGGUCACGAUUAACCAGUUAAAGAGAAUUGGCAGGAAGUAUAAAGACCAGGCUGAAGUGAUCUCUAAGCAGAAAGAAGACCAACUCGCCAUGCUCAACAUGCUUAAACAACAACAACAAGUGGCUAGCUCGGCUUCAGUGGAAGAGGCGACGGCUGCCAUGACCGAGAAACUGAAAGGCGGGCCGAGAAGGAAAGAGAUGACAUCACAGCUAAACUGGAGGAGAAGGAAUUUUGAGUGCACUACUCCAGAAAUUGCACAAACAGCAGAAGAAUCCAAAAAGCAGAAGGACAGUGUGGCUGAUGUGGAAAAGAAGUAUAACCAGGUCAGAAAUCUGCUGCAAUCUGCCAAGAAUCCACACUGCCAGUCAGAGAUAGAGAACAAGGUCUCCCAGCUGGACCAGCUACAGAAUUCACGCCCAUCAGGGGCCACAACUGCUGAGGAACCCCAGGCUGUGGAGAAAUUACGGAGAGAUAACACAGAGCUUCAGGCUCGUGUGCACCAGUUACAGAAGCUGAUAGAGAGUCAGAAGAAACAGCCAGUGAAGAAGGCCCCCAUCCUCAGACCUCAGGCCAAAACCACGCCUGAGAGAAGCAUAACCACACCAGAGUCACCCCGGACAGCCAAUAUUCGCCCAAUGGGCCACACCCACUGUGGGUAUCCGCCCCGCCACUCCCAUACAGCCUGUGCCCAGCAACCAAGCCGCAGCCAAGGCUACUGCCAGCAUACGCCCCAUGCCAUCAGCCCAGUAACAGGAUCACAUGGCGGGUCCACCCCCACGGCAACAGGAUCUCAUAGUGGGACCACGCCCACAGCAACAGUGAUGCCUACCACCAUUACAGCACCAGAGAGUCAUGAUGAGGCAUCAACAUCCAUGCCAACAGCCACAGGCCACAGUACAAGGGCAGACCUGCCCAGAGAGUCGCUCCCCCAAGAACCUCAGCCUGGCCCCUCUGCCUCAGAACCGCAGGACUUGUCCACCUCUGCUACAUCAAGAGUUACAGGCCCUGCUGAACCACAACCAUCUACAUCAAGAGUUACAGGCCCUGCUGAACCACAACCAUCCACAUCAAGAGUUACAGGCCCUGCUGAACCACAACCAUCCACAUCAAGAGUUACAGGCCCUGCUGAACCACAACCAUCCACAGCAAGAGUUACAGGCCCUGCUGAGCCCCAGCCCUCUACACAGACCACCAAGAGACCUAGGGAACCAGAAAGUCAAGACAUAGACUCUGAACCGGAUGGCAAAAAAUCCAGAGUUUCUUUGGAGAGUGGUGCGGUUCCGACCAUCACAGUGACAGAUGUGGACAGUAGAACCACCACAGCCAUUAGCUCAGACUCCACCACCAGCAUUAUUGAGGAGGGGGGCGUGGCCGAGGUGACUGGGGGUGUGGCCGAGGAGGCUGAUGUUGAGGCUGUGGGGACGAGCGUUGAAGCAACCCCAGCGAGGCUGGAGAGGAAGAUAUGGCUGCAGAGACAGGGGAAGGGGAAGUUGAUGAGGGCUUCUCUGCAGAUAUAUGUGGAAAUUGAUGAAGUUAUUCUUCUUCACAAAGGGGGUCGAAAGAAUAAAGUUGAAAAAUAUCAUCCAACUUCAGCAUUGGAAAGCAAGGCAGGGGAGGAUGUGACUCCGGCCCAGAGCGACACAGGCCCUGCCCCUCAGGCUCCACCCCCUGUCAAGUCCCAGGAGGAAGAGGAUGAGGAGGUGAUACUGGUGGACAGUGACGAGGAUGAUCAGGAGGAAGUGGAAGUGGAGGAGGAGGAUGACAGAGUGGAGGUGGAAGAGGAAAUUAUUGAGGAUGAGGAGGAGGAAGGGGAUGAAGAUGACGAAGAGUUUGAGGAGGAGGGGGAGGAGAUGGAGGAAGAAGAGGAGGAAGACGAGGAUUAUGAGGAAGGCCAGGAGGAUAUGCAGGAGGAAGGCGAGACAGAUGAGGAUGAUGUUGUCAUUGUUGAUCUGGAGGACAGUGGUGAUGGUCAAGUGGAGACGCAAACUGGGGAGGGAGCUCAGAGCCAGGCACAGCCACAGGUUGCCCCGGCCUCCCAGCCCAGUUCCAGUCAGAGGCCGCCCCCACCCCUUCAGCCAAUCAUAGCUCACACUGAGAGGCUGCCGUCCACAAGCGGCAGAAACCAGCUGGCACCGUUCAUGUUUGCUGGUCAGACAGGAGCUUUUGAGGAGGGAGAUGACUGUACAGUACCCAGCACACCUACUCUCUACGUGCCACGCCGGGGCGACGGCUUUGCAGAGGCCAUCAGCUCACCCCAUGUCCCACAGAGGUUUGUGUUUGGCAGCGGUCUGGAAUCAGGACAGAAUCAGCCAGAAUUGGCCCAACUCGUCUCUCAGGGAGCCCUUGGGAUGGAUGACACUAAGAUGGACCUGUCCCAGUUUGAUGAGGGAACAAGCCGGCAGACAGCAGCCACCCCAACCCCCGUAGCUAGUACCGCUACACAGGAGUCCCAGUCUUCCGAAGCUCAGCCAGUGUCUGCGUCAGCCGGCGCCCCCACGGAGAGCAGCACCGAGUCAGAGGAGCCAAUUCUCAUUGACGCAGAUACAGGAGAACCCUGUGACAUAACCACACAGCAAGAUGGCGAACAGGCCACAGAAGAGUUAGUGUCAUGCUUUUCUGUCUGGCAGUACUUUUGAUAUAGCUUGCUCACAGCCCUGCCACUAUAGUUCAGGCCAGGCUAAAAGUGCAUCACAAUGGAAUUGUUAACUACCCCUGUAGCCUACCUGUAGUCCAUGUGCUAUUAGGCUGCCAGUGGUUUGCGUGUCAUUGAUUU